Medicago truncatula (barrel medic) is the source of this 2112-nucleotide messenger RNA. RefSeq lists its product as uncharacterized. The record is from RefSeq and is a predicted model, not a curated record. The transcript is spliced from 7 exons. Lineage: Eukaryota; Viridiplantae; Streptophyta; Magnoliopsida; Fabales; Fabaceae. Gene Ontology annotation, biological process: polyamine transport. The coding region runs from base 48 to 1706 and encodes 552 amino acids. Gene Ontology annotation, cellular component: periplasmic space. Gene Ontology annotation, molecular function: polyamine binding.
UACUCCAGUAGUAAAGACAUAGCGUGCUUGUACUUGAUGCUGCAACUAUGGCUGUGUUGCUGCAAACACAUUACACUCUCUCUCUACCUUCACCACGUUACCCUUAUCUCUUCUCAAUUCGAAACCCUAACUCUAAUGUCUACAAUUUUCUAAUCCCCACCACACCUCUCAAAUCUCAAUUACAAUUCUCCAAUCACCGGAAUCCAACACACCGUUCGCCGGCGUCACCGGUCUCCGCCUCCCGCCGGGAACCUUCAGAAACGACUUCACUCAAAUUGCCCCGUGCUCUUGUCCGCGUCACCGUCUCCAUCGCGCUGUUUCUAUGCUGUGGCAUUCGGGCUUGUUCCGCUUCUUUGCCUCCUCUAACCAACGUGGUUCAGCAGGAACAAACUAUUCAAGAUGAUAAUGAUGCAAGGAAACAUGAUGCCAAUGAAAAUAUAGAUGUAGAUAAGGAAUUAGAAGCAUCUUUUAAUGCUUGGAAGUCUAAAACAUAUGCAUUGACAGUUCCUUUGAAAGUUGUUGCUUUGCGUGGCUCUAUUCCUCCUUCAUGGAUCAAGGACUUCAUAAAUUCUCAAGGGAAUAGAAUGAAAUUUAAGGUGAAGUAUUAUGCAACUCUUGAGAGUAUCUUCUCUGAUCUAUCCAUUCCCUUUACCAAAGGUGAUCAUGUCCCAACAACUGCUUUGGCAGCUGAUAUUGUCGGUAUUGGUGACUCGUGGCUCAAAUUUGCCGUUGAAAAGGCUAUAAUUGAGCCAAUAAAAGAUGUAGAAGGUCAAGAAUGGUUUAAAAACUUAGCUGAGAAAUGGAAGGUAUAUCUACGCAGGAACUGUGAGGGAGAAGUGGAUCCUGAAGGUGAUAUAUGGGCUGCCCCAUAUCGAUGGGGAUGCAUGGUAAUAGCAUACAAGACAAAUAGUUUUCAAAAGCAUAAGUUGGCUCCAAUAGAGGACUGGGCAGAUCUUUGGCGGCCUGAUCUUGCAGGGAGGAUUUCCAUGGUGGACUCUCCUAGAGAAGUUGUUGGUGCAGUCUUAAAGUAUAUGGGGGCUUCCUAUAAUGCAAAUGACAUCAAUUUGGAAGUUAAUGGAGGGAGAGAUGCUGUUAAACAUAAUUUAGCAUUGCUUGCAAAACAGGUUCGACUCUUUGAUAGUGAAAACUAUCUAAAGGCUUUUGGAGUUGGAGAUGUGUGGGUAGCUGUUGGAUGGAGUAGUGAUAUUAUUCCUGUUGCUAAACGGAUGUCUAAUGUUGCAGUUAUUGUUCCAAAGUCUGGAGCAAGUUUAUGGGCUGAUCUUUGGGCAAUUCCUGCUGCCUCAAAGAUUCAAACGAGUCGGAUUGGUGGGCGCGUCAGGGGACCAUCUCCAUUAAUCCAUCAGUGGAUAGAAUUUUGUCUGCAAUCUGCAAGAGCACUGCCCUUCAAGCAGGAGGUGAUCCCAGGUGCCUCUCCCCCUCUUCUUCAAGGUCAUUCCACCAAUGUGGCCUUGGAGUUAACUAAGGGUAGGCCAAGGCUAGUCACCAAUCUCAUUGAUGGAGCACCACCACCUGACAUUUUAGAAAGGUGUGAAUUUCUAGAGCCAUUAUCUAAUUCCGCAGUAUCCGAUUACCACUGGUUGCUUGCCUCAAUCCAGGAACCUGGCAAUGGAUUGAUACACAAAAUGCGUCAGUAUAUCUCAUCAUUGGUUACAUAUUCUGGGAGGUCUAAUUCAAAACUGACUUGAGUAAUGAGCUAUUGGGCUGUCGAAUACAUACAAAGGAUCUGUGAUUUUACGAUUUGAAUGACCAGAAACUUCAAAGGUUGACUGAUGUUUUAACAUUUGUGGAGGUAGAAUUUCAAGAUUAUUGGGUAGUGAAAGGCAACAAUAAGUCAUUAACGCUGGAGCUGUACGAGUUAGCUGCUGAUUCUGCCUUCCAUAUAUUGUUGAACCUUCAGAAUGUUCUGCAAAAUUCAUCCGAAAAUGUGAUUUAUGUAUUAGUAGGUGAAAUAAUUUGUUUUUCAUGUAUUCAUGUCUCCUCUAAGGGAUUUAUUGUUUGUACAAAUCAACAUGAAGCAAAUAUUAGACAAGUUCUUAAAGCUGUGUAAAGGGAGUGAUUCUUUUUGCCAAUCAACAUGGCUUUUGAAUACCA